AUGGGACAAGGACAGGGGAAAAAUCGGCUUAUCGUUCACGGAACGAAUGAAUUCUUAAUAGAAAAGAAACAGAAAUUUUCUCUGAUUAACAUAAAAAAUUCUGCACACAUUAAGGACAUAUACAACGGGCCAAAUAACCUAAUAAUUAUAUACGAAAAUGACGACUUUGAAAUUGUGGGGUUAAAUAAUUAUGGGCAGCUGGGUCUGGGCGAUAAAACGAAUAGAAUCAAAUUGACGAUGAACCCAAUUUUGUCCAAACAGAAAGUACGAAAGGUGUCAUGUGGGUAUGAACACAUCAUUGCCUUAAUGUGUAACCACAACGUUUUUGUGUGGGGAAAUAAUAAGUAUGGCCAAUUAGGCAUCGGAAAUACCACGGAUGAGAUUUCUAUGCCACUGCUCAUUUACUUUCAAGAAAAAGUCAUAGACAUUGCGUGUGGCAAAAAUCACUCCCUUUUUUUAACCGAAUGUGAAGAUGGAAAUGGCGAGGGUCACUUGGGUGCAUCCAAGGUGAACGUGAGGGAAGAAGGGGGGACAUCCCCCUGCAUGAUGAAGGGGAAAAAGGAAGUGGGGUCUGGCUGCCUCAACGGACUUGACAUAAAUAUUAAUGAUGGGGACGUGGGCAGCAGCCACGACGAGGAGGGGGAAGAAGAGGGGGAAGAAGAGGGCGACGAUGAUGUUGCGGAUGAAAGUGCGAACUACUGCGACGAUUCCCGUGAUGACUCCCGUGAUGACUCCCGUGAUGACCGCCCCAACGGCCACAUCCUCGCCUGCGGCUGCGGGGCAGACGGAAAACUGGGCUUCAAACGUGAGGAAAACGUGUACUUCCCCAAAAAAAUCGAAUUAAAAAAAAAAAUCAAAAUUACUAGCAUAUACUCCAGCUACAACCAUAACGCCCUUCUAACGAGCAAAGGGAGGUUAUACACCUGGGGAGGUAACCAAAAUGGCGAGUUGGGCAUAAAAAGCAACAAGUCAAGUUACAAAAUUAAAAAAAUUGAUAUACCCCAAAACGACACAGUAGUGAAGGUAUCCCUGGGGAAAUUAUACUCAGCCUGUUUAACGAAAAAUCAUAUUUUUUACGUCUGGGGAAAUAACAUUCGGGGAAUUAAAAAAAUGAGCAACAUGGCCAAUGUGCACAUCAGACAUUUCUCAUGCAAUGACGAUAAUAUUAUCAUAUUGACAGAAAAUGAAAAGUUGUUUUUAUUUGAUUCAUUCAAAAAGGUGCAAUGUAUGAAUAAACUCCUGAAUACAAAAUUGGCCCAUGAUAAGAAAGGAAGCAAUAAUUUUAUUAAGUACAACUAUGUGGGAAAUGGACGCAACUAUUUAUAUGCCUACAUUAGUAUGGGCACGAAAGAUGAUGUUAACGUCAAGAAUGACCACUUUAUUGUGGGAGCAAAGUGUGAGGACCGCCAUUUGAUGGAGCGUGCGACAAGUACAACUAUUAACUUGGAAGAAAAGAAAAUAUCCUCCCCGAUGGAACAUGAAGCAAAGUCGGGACAGGUUGAAAUGACGGGAUCUCUCUCUUGUCAGAUUCAUGCGAACGAAGGUAUGGAUCUUGUGGAUUCUCUGGGGAAUGGAACCACUCAAGAUGGAGCAUCUUUUUCAGGAGCAGGAGGAGGAACAAAAAUGGGAAAUACAGAUGAUUAUGCUGUGCGGACAAAAAAGGAACUUGAAAAGGUCGAAAGGUACGAAGGUGGGGGGAGGGAUGAAAAGCGCGAAAGGUACGAAAGCGGGGGGAGGGGUGAAAAGCGCGAAAGGUACGAAGGUGGAGGGAGGGAUGAAAAGCGCGAUGGAGUAGGAGCGAGGCAAAUUGGAGUAGAAGAAAACACAUUUUCCAGAGAAAGCAAUGCAAAGGACGAAUUGGGGAAAAAACAAAUUACAGAAGAAGAGGCAUGUGCCGAUUUGCCUCUUCUUGAAGUUAAUAAGGACAGGCACCCCUUAAGAACAUUCAGCAAAUUUAGGAAAAGUAAAAACAAGGUGAGACAAAACGAUUCAUAUUUUCAGGGAACGCGCGAACGGGGGCAAAAAAGGGCAAACAAGAACAGCACUACUAAGGGUGAUAAUAUGCACCAUAAUGUACGCGAUAGUAAGAGGGACAAAAAAAAAGAAGCGAAACGCAGCAACGGUGUAGAAGAUCACCUCAUCCAAAACGUAAGAUAUAUGAAGGCAAAUUCGAUAAACAAGGAAGAUGUUACAAUGGGGGGGGACUUCAUACUAAAGCACACCGAGCACAUCAUUAACAGGAACAGGCAUGGUUUAGAUUACCUAUCACUUUGCGGCGAACUGGAGUUACACAGGGAUAGUGUUGGCCACAAAAAAGGACAGAGUGCACAAAGGGGAAAUAAACCUGGCGGUAAAUACGGAGGAGGGGGACACCCCAUGUCCACUAUUGGGGAAGAUCAAUACGCCCAGCUAAAUAUCGUCCUACUGCAGGAACUAACGAAACAGAAAAAAAUAAACAUCGUUUAUUGUCACCUGCUAAAUAGGCUCCAGAGGGAGCUAAACCAAUUGAGGGAAGAAAAAAAAAAUUUUAAGAAGAAAAUUUCGAAUCUGCAAAAAUUUGCAAAUUUAAAGCGAAAUGUAGCCCCAGAUGAAGGGCAGGAUAAUGAAGGCGUUAUUUUCCAUUCGUGCUUAGAAGGGGGGGCGAAAAAAGGUGCUUGUGCCGCUUCGUGUAAUGGUUGUGAUGGGGGGGGAAAUUACGUGCAUUUGGGGGGUGCACAUAAUGAUGACUUGGCGGACUGCGGCAAUGGUGACGAUGGAGGCAACCACGACCGCCGCUACGACCGCCGCUACGACCGCCCCUAUGACCACUGCCAUGACAACGGAAAUAACGGGGGCACCUUUUCGCUAAACCAAUCUGCGCACCUAAUAAAUUUCACAAGCGAAAACGCGCCGGGGGUCCCAAAUAACUUGCAGAUUUUGGACGAAGUAGCCCCCGAUUUGUUCCUCAAAGGGAAAGAGGACCAUAAUGAUAAACUGAACAAUAUCCCAAUUUUUUUUUUGCAUAGUUAG
This is a messenger RNA of Plasmodium cynomolgi strain B, 3009 nucleotides long. RefSeq lists its product as hypothetical. The transcript has 2 exons. Bases 1 to 3009 code for a protein of 1002 amino acids. The record is from RefSeq and is a predicted model, not a curated record. Lineage: Eukaryota; Apicomplexa; Aconoidasida; Haemosporida; Plasmodiidae.